GCAGAGAGAAGCUAGUCAUGAUUUUUCAUCCGACUGGUUAUUUAGACAUGUGAUUUGAAUUGCUGUGUUUGCUCUGCAACCAGCCCGUCUGCCUUCAGAGGAAGCGCUGCCGUCAGGCUACUUAGCCGCCACCACCCCCAGAAGCAGCCAUCAGCUAAUGAUGCCUAGCACAGCUGCUCAGAAGAAGCUGGAUCUGUCCAAACUCACAGAUGAAGAGGCCCAGCACGUGUGGAAGGUGGUCCAAAGAGAUUUUGAUCUGAGGAAGAAAGAGGAAGACAGACUUGGAGAGCUGAAGACCAAAAUUGAGAAGGAAGAUAUCAAGAAAGAGUUGUUGGGGAAUCAGACCAGCCUAACUGCGUCUCAUUGCAUUGGCUGUCUCCAGGCCUUCAAGUUCUUGGUCAACAUCAAACGUCAGUGUUUAGACUGCCAGCUUUACAUCUGCAAGUCCUGCAGCCACUACAGCAAAAAGGAGCUUGGCUGGGUGUGUGAUCCCUGCCAUAUGACUAGGGUCCUAAAGGUGGGUACUUUGGAGUGGUACCAUGACAACGUCCGCGCCCGUUUCAAGCGCUUUGGUAGUGCCAAAGUACUGCGAUCACUCUUCAAAAGGUUAAGUGGAGAACACCUCAGUGAUGAUCAUGACUUUGACAUCCAGAGCAUGCCUGAAGUCCACACAGAUGGGUAUGAAGAGCACUUCAUGGACACAGCAGACUCACAACAAUACAAAGCGAUGAAAAAGACCAAAAGACGGUUAACUGUUGAUCCCUAUGAUGUCAUACUGGGAUGUGAAAACUCCAGCAACUCAAGAGGACAGACGGAUCAGGACCAAGGCGACUGUGACCUCAUGGAUGUGGACACAGGCACAAUGGAGUCAGGGAUUGCCGAAUCUGACAUGGCCGCCGCUUUUCACCAGAUUGAAGUGCAGCACAAAGAUGUGGAUGUAGAGAAGUCUUCACAACAUGAUGACUAUGUGUACACAGAAAAUCGGGCCACCUCAUCUCGCUCCAUCUCUCGGCUCAGCUACUCCUCAUGCGGCAGUGCUGUGGGCCCCCGAGAUUGCAACAGCUACCUACCAGGCCUUGAUGACUCUGAGGGAGAGGACUCCUGCCAGCAGUACCCUAUCUACCAGUCCCAUCCAGGCCCCUGCAGCCACACUUCCCUGGAGAGCCUGAACUCAGCCAUUGCUCCGCCUCAGAUCAGUGACCUGAAUAGACGAAUGUCAGCCAUCGAGAACCUCCUUAACCGCUUAGAGCAGAAGGUCACUUCAGCUAAAAGACAGGCUCCAACUCUACACACUACAUAUUCUCCUCCACAGUGGGAGGAAGUGGACAUGGAAGAGCUGCAGCUCAGAGAACAGCUUCACAGGAUGACAGACAACAUCAGUGACCAUAGCCUCACUUCUGAUGACGAUGCAGACCACAGGCCACAGUCUUGCCAAGACAUCCCAGAAUGGAGGGGCCCCCAGGAGGACCCUGGACCCUUCAGAAUACCUACCAGGCCCACAUCCAGAGACAGCAAUGUCAGCUCCAGAGUUGGAGAGAUCUAUAAUUCAUCAGAAAGUUUGGAGAGGAAGGAUCUCCCCCUGCAGCAGACGUUGAUGGCCGGUUUCAAAGGCUCAACGGCUUUACUGGUGGAGCUGGAAGACAAAGUGGCUCAGGCAGCUGCCAGUGUACAGAGUGCUCAGAGUGAGGUGACUUACAUCGAAAACAGGAUUGCUGCCCUGAACGCUGCUGGUAAUUCUGUGGAUAAAAGGAAAAAGUCAGCCAUCCCGAUCCAAACAAGAAGACUCUCCCACAACUUUCCCACGAGUAACAGCUGGCACUACUUUCCCUAAACAUGGGCCCCAGGGUUUCCCUAAACAUCUUAACCUUGUUAAGACCCAGACAACAUCAUGAUCCACUUGUGAAAGAGUGAACAGUGUUCUAUUGUACUCUGUACUUUAUUUUCCUCUUCGGGAGCCCAAACUCAGAUUUUCUUCAUGAAGAAUCACUACGGGCAAUUUUGACUUACUGCUACAACCACUAUUACUAAACAAUUGGUUUUCCUCAGCUUCGAUUUAUAUGUGGAAUAAAUACAAUACCUUCAGUUAAUCCAAGAAAUGUUUGCUUCACCAAGAAACUUAGAGCUGCAGCAAAAUAUUUCAGACAUCAUUACCAACUUUUCACACUGUCUGUCCAGACAGAGACUAAAGACAGUGUCUAAGGCCACGUUUCCACAUAUCCGGGUAUUUACAAAAACGCAUAUUUCCCCCUCUACAUUUUGAAAAAUACCAUCAUUUCCAGGAACUUGCAUAAAUAUCUGUUAAGGUGCUAUAAGCAGCCAAACCUACAGGGGGCAGUGUAACGAGAAGAUAAAGUCAUGCUAGCCAAUCAGAAUCCUGGAAAAAAACAUCAACAAAUGACACGAGUAACUUCCAGUUACUUCCAAGAUGAACCAGAGUCUUUCGUUUGGAGUGACAGAGAAGUGGAGUUACUUUUAAGUGUGACUUUAGAAUAUAAAACAGGUAAAAUACAAGAAAAUAUUGACAGUGGCCAAACAAAUUGUAACCACAGGUGUCACUCAUGACGCUGGUGACGUUUCUGUCUCAUAACGUGACGUUCUGAAGAAUAAAUGUCCGUUUCCCUCCGUUUACAAGCAAACGUGAAGACGGAGUUUUUGCAAAUCUCCACUUUGGCCAGAGUUUUCAGAAAUAAAUGUUUUUGGUGACUUUGAGCUUCGUUUUCGUGUAAACGAACGGCCAAAACGCAUGAAAACACCAGCGUUUUUGCUGCGUGGAAACAGGGCCUAAGAGUGAAGGAGGAGGCAUUGCCAGUUUGUUCAUUACAAACUGGAAUUUAUCAGAUAAAUAUAACUUCAACCGUCUCUUCAUAUUCUAAUCAUACAUCCAAGUCUUUGUAGCAGAAUGUUGUGAAUUGUUUUAAAAGCAGUCUGAGAUCUAACAGAACAUGUACACAACCCACUGCCUGAGGUUAUGAGAAGAUUGUUGGAUCAUAUGGCUCAAUACUACAGACAAAAUGUUUUCGUCAGCUUUGAUUCAUUUGAGAGAUCAAUAAUCAUCUCUUACAGGUUGUUUUUUUGUCUUUCCCUUGUUGAUGUAUUAACUCUCACAGUUAUGGUCAGGUUUCAGUUUUUGUAUUUUUACUUUGGCCAUUUGCAUGAUCACUUGACAUCUUGUGACUCUGGACACUCGUGGCUGCAGUUGCAUUGUAAUAGCCUGCCAUGUCGUUUUUCUUAACUAUUUUGUGUCUUUUGUAGGACUUGCUUUCUUCUUGUUUUCUGCUAUGCUAUUGAUUAUUUAUACCAAGAAAUGUUAUUGUAUAUUGAACAAAGAUCUAAAGGAGAGAGGCAGCAAAGUUCCACUGUGGGUCUUCGCUCUCAGGUUAUGUCCACAGUCAGACCUAGAAAAACAUGGGAAAUACAAACUAAAAGCAUAUAGACAUAGGCAACAUUAGAAUUUAAAAACAAUUCAUUUUUUAAUGUCUAAAAGAGCAUUCCUUGUUUUAUGUUGACUAAAAGUUGACUCAGAGUUACCUAUCAAACCUAAAUGUGAGGAUGAGUGUCAGUUGUUUUUUCUUUACAUUGCAAAAAAAAAGCUUGGACUCGGGCGAGAAAACAGGUUCAGGAAUGCUCAGAAAAAAACAUUUCAGUCAGACAACUCUUGCAGUAAUUUCAAAACACUUUAUUGUAACACAUAUUUGGCUUUGGUGUUUAGGCUCCAUUCAAGCAAAGUUUUAUCAGGCUUACACAUAAAUACAGGGGUAUAGGACUACCCCCCCUUUUGAACCCACAUGUGGAAGCCGGGGUGGAGGUGGGAUUGACAGGAAACUAGGUUGAGACAACCCAAGGUAUCUAAGAAUGCAUACUUCAUGCUCCUUAAAUAAGUCAAGGAACAAAUUGAGUAAUUGGAACGAACCAUUCAGACGGGCGAAUAAGCAGCUGCACGCACUGCAGAGAUGACCUGCCUGAAAUAACUCCCAGGGUCGUAUCAUUGUGGAACAUUCCACAGGUGGACAGGUUAACUGCAAACAUGCCAAGCAUAUUCUGAAUGUGUUACAACAGCGUGGCUUCAUAUUAAAAGGGUGCUAUACUGGUCUGCCUGCAGUCCACACCUGUCUCCUAUGACCAAUGUAUGCCACAUUAUGAAAAACAAAAGAUGAUAAAAAAGAUCCUGGACUGUUUUGACAACUGAAGUUGAACAUUAAGCAAGAAGGGGAAAGAAUUCCACCCAAAAAGUUUCAUCAAUUAGUGUCCUCAGUUCCUUAAAACCUACAGAGUAUUGUUAAAAGGAAAGGUGAUGUAACAUAGUAAAUAUUGUUCAAGCUUUUUUUUGGAACGUGUUGCAGGCGUCAAAUUCAA
This is a messenger RNA of Cololabis saira (Pacific saury), 4353 nucleotides long. It is a transcript of the gene mlphb, whose product is annotated as melanophilin b. Gene Ontology annotation, cellular component: cortical actin cytoskeleton. Lineage: Eukaryota; Metazoa; Chordata; Actinopteri; Beloniformes; Belonidae. The coding region runs from base 158 to 1831 and encodes 557 amino acids. The transcript is spliced from 14 exons. The record is from RefSeq and is a predicted model, not a curated record. Gene Ontology annotation, molecular function: actin binding; myosin binding; small GTPase binding. Gene Ontology annotation, biological process: intracellular protein transport.